UACACAAUAAUUCCAACUCGCUGGAUUGGCAUUGCACUAAUGAUAAGUACUGCAUUAGUCAAGUUACAUUUAACAUAUGUUUAACAUGAACGAAUGGUGCAUUGCGUAGUUCCAAAUACACAAUUACAGGGUAGAAUUUUGACCCCGUCGGCUUUCCAUAGAAAAGUACUCAGGUAACACACGAACUUCACGAUUCAUCAAGAAUCAUGAAACAAGUGUGCUAUUUGUUAUUGUGUGCACUGGCUGUUGGUGUGGCGGAUCCAGGGAAGAGAACAAUUAGAGUGAUGUCAUACAACACGGGACUGACGUCUCGUAUUCCUUACUAUUGGAAAAGAUCUGAAAAUAUAGGAAAGACAGUAUCAAAAACCAAGCCAGAUUUCAUAUGUCUGCAAGAGGUUUGGCACUAUCGAGAUCUGUACAAAAUUGUACAAAAGAACAGUGACAGAUACCCCUACUCAUUCAGUGCUGUACAUAAGGACACCAAGACCCUCCUGAACAACACGGGUCUACACUGGCCUACAUGUGCUAGGUUUGACGUCAUGAAAAUGUUCUUCGGAAUGUGGUGGCAUGGUUGCAUGUCCAUGAAAGAGGACAUUGCCCGUUUGGACUGCGUGACGGAGAAGGCGGGGUUCAUGGAGCUUCCUCAGCAGUGCAUUACAUGUCUGACGAUGGUUAAACUUUCACCUCGAUCAGUCUUCAGCGAAUGCCUUGGCGCUGUCGAAAACCAAAUGAAUGUGCCAGGUCUGCUGAUAUUAAGUAAGCGGAAAUUACGUCAUCCAAAAAUGGUGUAUUUCCGACCGAACGUGAAACAGCUCCUGCCACGUGGUUAUCUUAUGACUGAGGUACAAGGACUUGGGACUGUUGCGUGCACACAUACAACUGCAGACCUUGGGAAAAUAUAUUACGAACCAAAUCUGAAAUCACGAUUUCACAGCUGGAAAGAAGAAAACUUGCAAGAUGCUAGGAGUCUUAUCAAGGAUUUGUCCCAAUUCCCCACUUCUGUCAUAAUGGGAGAUCUAAACUGUAGUCCAAAAAUUCCAGGGAAACACAUACAGGGUGAUUAUGAGGAUACCCUGGAACUAUUUAAGACUGCAAACUACUCGACGCCGUACGUUGACAUGUGUGGAAGGUGUACGUUUUGUUCCGAGAACAAUCUCGUGCCUUAUAAAACGGACUGGAUUCUGGAUCACAUCCUGGUCAGAGGAUCCAGAACACAACAUGCUAUGAGAAUUAUGGAUGACAAAAUGACAGACCAAAAUGUGCACCCUUCUGACCAUUACGGAAUACAAGUUGUGUUUAAUAUUUCUGACGAGAAACCACGAGUGUAAUUUAAGUCACUGCUAUGAAUUGUAUUAGAUGCGGAUUUAAUAACAGUGUCAAUUCCAUUGAAAUGAAGCUUCCAGUCGACAUCUGAAUUGUGGGUCAAAACCCUAAUUGAAAUCAAAACGCAAUUUUGAAUGCAAUAAAUAUAGGAUCAUAA
Messenger RNA from Ostrea edulis (European flat oyster), 1480 nucleotides. RefSeq lists its product as uncharacterized. The record is from RefSeq and is a predicted model, not a curated record. Bases 207 to 1328 code for a protein of 373 amino acids. The transcript has 8 exons. Lineage: Eukaryota; Metazoa; Mollusca; Bivalvia; Ostreida; Ostreidae. Gene Ontology annotation, cellular component: cytoplasm. Gene Ontology annotation, molecular function: sphingomyelin phosphodiesterase activity.